GUGAAAAAGAAAGUAGAGUUAAAUGAAAAAGAAGGAGGGAAUUUAUUGAAAAUGUCUGCAACUAAAGCCAUUCCUGCCUGUCACGACGAUUUAAUUCAUGAUGUCGAAUAUGAUUUUCAUGGACGAAGGAUGGCAACAUGUUCAAGUGAUCAUACUGUCAAGGUUUGGGAUUGUGAUGAAAAUGAUCAGUGGAAAUGUACAGCCAGCUGGAAGGCCCACAGUGGAUCAGUGUGGAGAGUAACCUGGGCUCAUCCUGAAUUUGGUCAAGUUUUAGCAACAUGUUCAUUUGAUAGAACAGCUGCUAUAUGGGAGGAGUUAGUUGGUGAACAAGUGAAGGAAGAUAAACAGUCCCACUGGAUAAAAAGGACUAGUCUAGUUGAUAGUAGAACAUCAGUUACUGAUGUUAAAUUUGCUCCUAGACAUCUGGGACUACAGUUAGCGACCUGUUCAGCUGACUAUAUGGUGAGAAUAUAUGAGGCUCAGAAUGUGAUGAAUCUCAGUCAAUGGUCUUUACAACAUGAAAUACAAACUGGCUUUACCUGUAGUUGUUUAUCUUGGAACCCAUCUAUAUCUAGAUUAUAUCCACCAAUGAUAGCAGUAGGUAGUGAUGAUCCAAGUCCAUCUUCUAGUGGUCGUGUACAAAUUUAUGAAUAUAAUGAAUCUAGUAGGAAAUGGAAAAAAGUAGAGAUAAUAACAGUUCUAACAGAGCCAGUUCAUGAUCUAGCCUUCGCUCCUAACCUAGGACGUUCUUAUCAUACACUAGCUGUAGCUUCUAAAGAUCUCAGCAUCUUCUCUUUGAAGCCUAUUGGUAAAGAAUCGUCAAGUAGUUUUAGUAAAUUUGACAUGCAUAGAUUAGCAGAGUUUACUGAUCAUGAAUCACAGGUAUGGAGAUUAAGUUGGAAUGUAUUAGGAACUGUUCUAUCAUCAUCAGGAGAUGAUGGCUGUGUUCGAUUAUGGAAAUCAAAUUAUAUGGGAUCCUGGAAGUGUAUACAUAUAAUAAAUGGUAGUGGAAAUAAAACUGAACAAAGUAAAGAAAUAAAAACUAUUCCAGUUACAUCUAAUAUUAAUCAAAAUGUGAGGUUCUAUCAUGUACAGCCUGUAACAGCUGCUAAUGAAGUUGUGUGGCAUUAA
This is a messenger RNA of Lottia gigantea (owl limpet), 1131 nucleotides long. RefSeq lists its product as hypothetical. Gene Ontology annotation, molecular function: structural molecule activity; protein binding. Gene Ontology annotation, cellular component: nuclear pore outer ring; Seh1-associated complex. NCBI's taxonomy places the organism in Eukaryota, Metazoa, Mollusca, Gastropoda, Lottiidae. Bases 52 to 1131 code for a protein of 359 amino acids. Gene Ontology annotation, biological process: cellular response to amino acid starvation; positive regulation of TORC1 signaling. The transcript is spliced from 9 exons. The record is from RefSeq and is a predicted model, not a curated record.